UGGCCGAAGGGUUAUGCCGUUGUUAAUGUUAACAAUGAAGUGAUGCGAAAAGGGGGCGAGGGGAAGAAUAUAGGUUGCUGCUUACGUUGCAGCAUGAGAGCUUAUAGCGAGGCAUCUGGAAUAAAGUGGAAUAGGCAUCUGGAAUAAAAUAAACCCUUGAGAGGGACUAAGGUUUCUGGAAGAUGGAAUUGGGACCUCCAGAUGUGAUGCAGCGCAAAGGAGCGCUAACGUUACGCUCCCAUACUGCCUACUACGGGAGACCCACUCUGGUGUACCGCUGGUACUACAAUAGAGAGGCUGAACCUAAGGAUUAUGACAUUCAUCAAAUUCCUUUGGGCUCUAAAAACUUGUGUCGCUCUACCUAUUGGCGACUUGGAACCAUGGAUGAAAAAUGGGUAACCACUAGUCAAGAUCAUCUGUCUCAGCCAUAUAGAAUUAAAGAAUAUAGGGAACUAGAGAUUCAGAAACCUCUGCUGAAUGAAGAAAAUUUUGACAUAGCUGUUCUUGGAAGGGAGACAGGGCUACCAGAAACAGGCUUUGGAGCUGUUCUGCCAUGUCAUUCCCCAGAUCACUUUAAAAUGUUUCUGGACACAACGUAUCAAACGGAUUAUGUUCCACCAUAUGACUAUGUACCAUAUGUUACACCUGAUACAGUUGGCUACUCUGUAGUUCACAGAAAAUGUCAUUCUCAGUUUACCGACACAGCAGAUUACAGAAGACAUGGUAUCAAUACAUGGCAAGACGAGAGUGGUAUAUAUGCUAAUGCAGACUUAAAGCAAAAAGUAUUUCCUGUAACCAACCCUAUACCAACAAAUGUGCAUGAAAAAGAUUCUUAAGCACUAAAAAAUAAAGUAUUUCUGUAUGUAUUAGAUCUCCAAAUUAACACUAUAGCAUUUAGAACAUUUGCUUCCAUUAUAAAUCUAAACACUUAUACAGAGGACAUAGUAAUUGGGAUCUGGUUAAUUUCCCCUUGUAUUUGAUCUUUCCGACUAAAUUCUAUGUUCAUGCAUGUCUGCAUAAACAUGCAAACUACUUAAUUAUCUUUUUAUCUGGUGAUGCUUGAGAUGGAAUGGGACUGUAUUAACCAUGUGUACUACUGUACUAUGAUCCUUCCCCACUUUUUUGGGAGGGGGCUGUUCAGUAAGCAGAUUUUUAAAAAAUAAGUAUUGCUUAGUUGCACAAGUGCACAUUUGCACAUGGAAAAUACACUGAUUAACUAACAAACUAUUUUUGAUAUGCAUGAAAAUACAUAAUAACUAAAUAAACUGUUCCGAGAUCGCGGUUCAAGCAGUGAUAAUAACAUAGAGUACCUCAAGCAAGCAUCAAACUUUCCCUUGAAGGAUUCUUUUUAAAGUUAAUUCAAAAUCUGUUAAAAAUAUUUAAUUGAUUUAUACUUUUUUAACAUGGGGAAUAAAAGCAGAGUUUAUGUA
Varanus komodoensis (Komodo dragon) is the source of this 1430-nucleotide messenger RNA. It is a transcript of the gene CFAP95, whose product is annotated as cilia and flagella associated protein 95. The transcript has 6 exons. The record is from RefSeq and is a predicted model, not a curated record. Lineage: Eukaryota; Metazoa; Chordata; Lepidosauria; Squamata; Varanidae. Bases 183 to 836 code for a protein of 217 amino acids. Gene Ontology annotation, cellular component: plasma membrane.